GCAUGGGGCCAGCCACGUCCCCUAGCCCUGGGGAAGAAGGGGCACCAGGGCCCAUGCACCCCUCCUGACAGGCUCUGGCCCUUUUCCCAGCUGUCUGAGUGGUGGCUCAAGACUGCCUACCUCCAGUACCGCCAGCCUGUGGUCAUCUGCUCCAGCCCAGGUGUGAUGCUGCCCAAGCAGAACUUCGUGGACCUGCAGGGUCAGCUCCGAUUUGCUGCCAAACUCAUUGAGGGUGUGUUGGAUUUCAAGGUCAUGAUUGACAAUGAGACCCUGCCCGUGGAGUACCUGGGGGGAAAGCCCCUGUGCAUGAACCAGUACUAUCAGAUCCUGUCCUCCUGCCGAGUGCCGGGCCCCAAGCAGGACACGGUCAGCAACUUCAGCAAGACCAAGAAGCCUCCCACGCACAUCACGGUGGUACACAACUACCAGUUUUUUGAGCUGGACGUGUACCACAGUGACGGGACGCCCCUCACUGCGGAUCAGAUCUUCGUGCAGCUGGAGAAGAUCUGGAACUCAUCCCUACAGACCAACAAGGAGCCUGUGGGCAUCCUCACCUCCAACCACCGCAACUCCUGGGCCAAGGCAUACAACACCCUCAUCAAAGGUGCCUCUUGCGGGCCGUGCUGGGGCUGCACACCCAGGCCUCUUCCCCUGUUGGGGACCAGCCUCAACACCACCCAUAGGGUACCUGAAGUCUGGUGGCAACAAAGGAAUGAGAAGAGAUAGGUUAAGAGUUCAUAAAGGGGGCCGGGUGCAGUGGCUC
This is a messenger RNA of Piliocolobus tephrosceles (Ugandan red Colobus), 763 nucleotides long. RefSeq names its product carnitine O-acetyltransferase-like. Gene Ontology annotation, cellular component: peroxisome. Lineage: Eukaryota; Metazoa; Chordata; Mammalia; Primates; Cercopithecidae. Gene Ontology annotation, biological process: carnitine metabolic process, CoA-linked. The record is from RefSeq and is a predicted model, not a curated record. Gene Ontology annotation, molecular function: carnitine O-acetyltransferase activity. Bases 166 to 726 code for a protein of 186 amino acids. The transcript has 4 exons.